AUGCCUCCUCCUGGUGUGUGUCUAAACAUCAUAGAGGCUCGUCACAAGAAAGAUGGUUAUGGGAGCCUCGCUAAACCCGAGAAGUUCCUCAAUCAAGACUUUAAGCAGCUGCAACAGUACUGUCUCAUCCGAGGAGUAAGGUACAUAGACGAUAUGUUCCCCCCAGAUGCAAAGUCUAUCGGCCAAGGGAUACUGAGCCCUUCUGACUUGGCCCGGGUGGAGUGGCUGAGACCAGCGAAAAUUACUAAUGAUCCACACUUUGUGCUUGAUGGAGUCUCCAGGUUUGACUUUGGUCAAGGAAUACUUGGAAACUGCUGGUUUCUUGCGUCGAUCGGAGCUCUGACAUUCCAAAAUGAGAUCUUCCAGCAAGUUGUUCCUCUUGAGCAAACGUUCAGUGAGGAGUACUGUGGGCUGUUCCACUUCAGGUUUUGGAGAUUUGGGAAGUGGAUGGAUGUUGUCAUUGAUGACAAGCUACCAACAGUCAAUGGAAGACUUAUCUUUGUCCAAUCCAAAGACCCAAAUGAAUUCUGGCCUGCUUUGGUGGAGAAAGCCUAUGCCAAGGUGUGUGGUUCCUACAAAGACAUGAGUGCUGGAACUCCUGCAGAGGCUAUGAUGGACUUCACUGGUGGUGUUCACAUGUGUAUCCAGCUGUCAGACCCCCCUCAAAACCUGUUGGAGCUGAUGUACAGAAGUGGCAAAUCUAGAGCACUGAUGAGCUGUGGUACACCUCAAGGGGAGACAUCUGACAACACUGUAUUACCAAAUGGAUUGGUCCAAGGCCAUGCCUACACUAUCACGGGUGUCAAACAGAUGAUGAGUCAAGGGAAACCAGUACACCUGUUGCGUUUGUGGAACCCCUGGGGCAAAGGAGAGUGGAAAGGAGAUUGGAGUGAUCUGUCAUCUUUGUGGCAAACUGUGAGUGCUCAAGACCGUGAAGAAUGCCUUUCUGUUGCCGAUGAUGGAGAGUUUUGGAUGACCCUGAAAGACUUCUGUAAAUUCUACGUGGAUCUUGACAUCUGCUGCACGAGUCCGGACUUCCUUGAUGGAGGCUCCUCCGGUCAUUGGAAGACCUCAGUGUAUGAAGGCAGAUGGGUUGCAGGAACCACUGCUGGAGGAUGCACAAAUAACAGAGACAGUUUCUGGACUAAUCCACAGUAUCGGGUGAAGGUUGACGGGGACAACUUUGAGAAAGAUGGUGAGAAAAACAUGCUGGUGUCUCUCAUGCAAAAGCCUGACAAGAGAAACAGACGCCUGGUCCAAAAUCUCCAUAUUGGAUUCGGUAUAUAUGAGGUGACUGAAAAAGACAAGGGACAAAUGGGGAAGUUCCCAGCCUCUUUCUUCAGCACUCGUGCACCUGUCGCUCAAACUAAAACCUACAUGAACGCACGUGAUGUGAUGGAGUUCAUCAUGCUGAAGCCUGGUGAAUACGUGAUUGUGCCUUCCACCUUCAAUCCCAACGACACAGCCUCCUUCCUCCUGACCAUCCUCUCCAAGGCAGAGACCCAUGGCUAUGAGAAUUCUGGUUACCCUAACCGUGAAGCAGAAAAGCUCAAACAGGUCGCAAGUGUAGAGGAGAACGAAAAUAAGAAAUCCUAUUUCCGCCAGUACUCUGACAAGUAUGAAGAAGUGGAUGCUGAGCAGCUCCAGAGACUGCUAAAUGAACAGUUCCUGAAAGGAGACUUGAAAUCUGGAGGUUUCACCAUUGAUGCCUGUCGCAGCAUGGUUGCUCUGAUGGAUUCAUCAAUCACUGGCAAACUAAAUGGUGAGGAAUUUGUCCAUCUGUGGAAUAAAGUUGCCUCAUACAAGGAAAUUUUUUUCCGCACAGAUGUUUCACGAACAGGAACACUGUCCCUGAACGAGCUGAGGAAUGCAAUCAUGGCUACAGGAAAAAGUGUCGCAGAUGACAUGCUGAAUUUGAUGGCUCUGCGCUACGGUGCAUCCUCUGGACACAUGACACUGGAGAGCUUCAUCAGUCUGAUCCUUCGCUUGGACUGCAUGUACAAAAUCUUCAAACAGUUGUCUGAUGGAAAAUCUUUGAAUCUUCAAGAGUCAGAGUGGAUGUACAUUUACAUGUACACUUAA
Molecule: messenger RNA, 2082 nt
Organism: Scomber scombrus (Atlantic mackerel)
Lineage: Eukaryota; Metazoa; Chordata; Actinopteri; Scombriformes; Scombridae
Product: calpain-1 catalytic subunit-like
Exons: 21
Coding region: 1-2082 (693 amino acids)
Biological process (GO): proteolysis
Cellular component (GO): cytoplasm
Molecular function (GO): calcium-dependent cysteine-type endopeptidase activity; calcium ion binding
Source: RefSeq, a predicted model, not a curated record